CUGCACCCCCGGGCAGGGGCCGGGAGCCCCCGGUCAGGGGGAAGAUGCGGGGCCCCAGGGCUCCUCUAGACCCACUCUCGGCAGCCGCGCCUGGAGACCCCGGUCCUCGCGCCCAAGGGCUGUCGCAGGGUUCGCGCGGCCCCUGCCGCUACCUACCCUAUUAGAGCUCGGGGACCUGCCGCCGUCUUGCCUCCCUCCUCUUCCCAGCUGGGGCUAGGACUCUGGACCGCCCGGAGUGCGGGAAUUAGGGAGGGGGUCAGCGCAAGAGGGGGCGGACAGGGUGAGUCGCCCCCCACCAGGGGACCCUCGGGCUCAGCGACCCCCAUGUAGACAUUAGGAGACCCCCCUUCUCCCCGGAGCCCUCCUCCCACGCGGCUCGUGGGGGCGUCUCGACCCUGCAGGAGGACUCCACCGGCUGAGGGAGGGAAAGCCCCCAAACAGAGGGCAGGGUGUGGCCCCCACCUCAGCCCCCCACGGACUGAGCCCUCCUGCACUGCCCGUGUCGGGGCUGAGGCCACGCUCCUGGCCCAGCGCUCUGGGCUGCCGCCUCCCCAGCCUGAGCAAGUCGCUCCCCAGCAGGCCUGCUCCCCAGUGGUAGGCCAGGUGCUGAGCACAAACUUGGUGGCCUCUGGCACAUUCCAGCCCGGGGAGAUCCUGGAGGGAGAUCCUGACAGGCUCAGCCCCGGGCUGCUCCCUGCCAACAAGUCUGUAAACAAGGCUCCCCAGCACACUCUGGGCAGCUCUGCCUCUCUGAACCUCAGUCUCCUUAUCUGUGAAAUGGGGAAUGAGAGCCCCUCCCUUGCAGCGUUGCCCGGAUGCCUAGUGUGGCUUCCUGCACACCUUCUUCGAUAUCAGAGGGAAGUGACUAGGCUAGGUGUCGGAGAAGGGGCAGUGUUUCAUUCGCAAGCUCAAGGUGAGGAAGGCUUCCAACAAAUGAAUAACCACAAGACUAGCAGCUACUGACAGGCACUGAUCGAGCACUUUCAAGCCCCGUGCUUCCCUUGCCACAUCUGCUCGAAUCCUUUCAACAACCCCCCCAUUGCUGAGUCUGCCCUUAAUCGCCGAAGAUCUUAUUGUUAAUUAACGAAGUCAUUCAGCGAACCUCCUGCACCCAUUUCCGUGGCUUCAGAGGCACAGCAGAGAAUGUGUGACCCCACAUCCCUGCCCCCUGGGCCACCUGCAGGACGCCGGCCCCUGCCCCUCAGCAGACGCCGGAGAGAGAUGAGUAGCAACAAAGAGCAGCGCUCAGCGGUGUUCGUGGUUGUCUUCGCCCUCAUUACCAUCCUCAUCGUCUACAGCUCCAACAGUGCCCAUGAUGUCUUCCGUUACGGCUCCCCGCGGGGCCGCACCCGCAGGCCGGUCGACCUCAAGAAGUGGAGCAUCACUGAUGCGUACGUCCCGAUUCUCGGCAACAAGACACUGCCCUCCCGGUGCCACCAGUGUGUGAUUGUCACCAGCUCUAGCCACCUGCUGGGAACCAAGCUGGGCCCCGAGAUUGAACGAGCCGAGUGCACAAUCCGCAUGAACGACGCGCCCACCACGGGCUACUCAGCCGACGUAGGCAACAAGACCACCUUCCGUGUGGUAGCCCAUUCCAGCGUAUUCCGUGUGCUGCGGAGGCCCCAGGAGUUCGUCAACCGGACCCCUGAAACCGUGUUCAUCUUCUGGGGGCCGCCGAACAAGAUGCAGAAGCCCCAGGGCAGCCUUGUGCGUGUCAUCCAGCGGGCAGGCUUGGUGUUCCCCAACAUGGAGGCCUAUGCCGUCUCUCCCGGCCGCAUGCGCCAGUUUGACGACCUCUUCCGGGGUGAGACGGGCAAGGACAGGGAAAAGUCCCAUUCGUGGUUGAGCACCGGCUGGUUCACCAUGGUGAUUGCAGUAGAGCUGUGUGACCACGUGCACGUCUAUGGCAUGGUCCCCCCCGACUACUGCAGCGGCCCCGCCGCCAGCGCAUGCCCUACCACUACUAUGAGCCCAAGGGGCCAGACGAGUGCGUCACCUACAUCCAGAAUGAGCACAGCCGCAAGGGCAACCACCACCGCUUCAUCACCGAGAAGAGGGUCUUCUCCUCCUGGGCCCAGCUGUAUGGAAUCACCUUCUCCCACCCCUCCUGGACCUAGGCCACCCUGCCCGUGGACCUCUCACGGGGGCACGCCAGAGGCCACUGUCCUCCCAGCCAUUCAACCAAGGGCCAUCUCCUGGCCAAUCAAGGCUGGCCGGAGUGUCUUUGGGCCAAUCUGGGCCUUGUAUCCUCCAGCCAGUGAGGGCCUGGGGUGUCUCUUGACCAAUCAGGGAUUUGAGCUAUGUGGUUAAUCAGGGGUAUUGGAGGUAUUUCUUGUCCAGUCAGGGUCUGAGCAUAGUCAAUCAGGGUAUUUCUGAAGUUAUCUGACGUGUGCUAAGGACGUGUGCUUUCCCACAAGGCCUUGGUUCAGAGCCCCAGGAUGGACCCCCCCAUCACUCCCUGUUGGCUGGGACAAGGGGGUCCUGUCCUGCGGAGCUGGGGGCUCUGUGCUGCUCCCUCACUUCCCAGAGCCAGAAAGAGAGGUUGCAUGGGAGUGGGAGCUGUGUCUGGAGGCCAGGCCAGGGCAUUUGUGGGGUGUUUGGGGUGGGGUGGCUCCUAGAGGUGGGAGCCAGCAUCCGGGUCUUGGCUCUGCCCUGAGUGGCUUUGGACAAAACCCUUGCCCCCUCUCUGGUCGCCCUCCUGCCUGUGUCAGGUUCUCACGUGGAGUCUGAGGCCCCCACCUACUUUCCCCACUGACCUCCUUGGGUCUGUCUUCCCUAAGACUGGACCCCUCCAGCCACCACCCCUUGCUGGGGGGCUCAACUCCCUGGGAGUCUAGAGUCCCUUUCCUCACCUCCUCCUGGAAACUUAGGGUAUUUUUGCGUAAACUCCCACUGGGUUUGCGGUGGGGGGGUGGUGGUAUCUAAUAGGAAAGGGACAAACCUUCAGCUGUUUUCUUAGUCCCUCCACUCAGCUGCCAUUAGUUUGGCUCUUAAAGAGCCAGGCUGCCUUUUCUGCCAUCCAGCAGUGAGGCUUUCCACCUGUUGGAGUAGCCUUUGGGGCUGAGAAAGGUGAAUCCCAGCCAAACUGGGGUUUCACGCAGUCCUUUUGUCUGCAGCUGCUGGAGUCGUCCAAGGGUCUCCCCUCAGCUGGGCCUGGGAAGGCUCUCAGGGGACUAGGAGCCACGUCGCCUGGGUUCUGCCCCCUCACUCUACAUCAGGCACUUUUUUGCUGGACCUCAGUGAGGUGGGCUUGCCCCUGUUCUUCCAGAGCCUGGAAGGGAAGACUGGAGGGCUUCCUGGAGGAGGCUGUGGAGCUGGAGGGGUCAGGUGGAGGAGGAAGAGGCCAGCAGCAAGCCUUUGCACAUUGGGGUGGGGGCUGGGAGCCGGCGACUACCCCACACUUGGUUUUGUAAUGAUUUGUACAGGAAUAAAUGCACCUAAACUCUG
Messenger RNA from Zalophus californianus (California sea lion), 3447 nucleotides. RefSeq names its product ST6 N-acetylgalactosaminide alpha-2,6-sialyltransferase 6 (gene ST6GALNAC6). The record is from RefSeq and is a predicted model, not a curated record. Bases 1144 to 2310 code for a protein of 388 amino acids. Gene Ontology annotation, molecular function: alpha-N-acetylgalactosaminide alpha-2,6-sialyltransferase activity. NCBI's taxonomy places the organism in Eukaryota, Metazoa, Chordata, Mammalia, Carnivora, Otariidae. The transcript has 7 exons. Gene Ontology annotation, biological process: ganglioside biosynthetic process; oligosaccharide metabolic process.